GACGAAUACUAUUCGCCCAUCACUAAUCUUGCGGCAUCGUGUUCAUUUUGAUAACAGUCAACAGGUAAAUAUUCGCUCAAUGUCGAUUUCAUUGUGUAUGUGAUGUUCUUGUGAAGUGAAUGAAAUAAAAAAUCAAAUUUACCAAUAUAAUUUCACCAUUCGAGUUCGAGUCAGCGAUGGUUUGGUCAGAUGAAAGCGAUUACGAGAGCGACAAUUCGUACUCCGAUGGUUAUGAAUCGGACGAUUACGAUCCUGAUGGAGUAGAUGAUUCGGUUUACUUUAUUGUUGCAGAGAGACCGACCACUGUACCCACAUUAGAAAAAAUAGCAACAGUGAAGGUGGCGAUUGCUUUAUGGAAUCGUGCCACUGUCGUAAUACCAGGAAUUAUCACACAUAAUAAAACAUGGCAAGUGUCGUUGCUUCACGAAGUAUCCAAAUGGAUAGACGCAUUACCUAUACCCAAGUUGUUCGCUAAUCUCAUCAAGGAACAUGUCAAAAGAGUGAAGUACAACGUGAUCAACUGGGUUUACCACCUCUCUCGAGCAGUAUUUUUUGAAACGAGAAAAAUAUCGAAAUUAUAUCAGCACGUCGAUCGUAUCAUUUGGUAUCCCAACGAGAGAAUCAAUUACUUGGAAACAGCUCGAAAUUUAUUAAAAUCUGACAAAUUGAACAAUAUGCAAAAGUUUCGUUUAGCGAGUGCGUAUUGCCUGCAAGAAGAAAUUGAGAAAAUGUGGCCCAUGUUGGAGAAGAACGACCUUGGCGACGAAUAUAAUUUCUAUUUGCGUCCUUUGAGUUGUUAUUGGGCAUGUUUCUGCAAUAGUAGAUUGUCUACGAUAGAGAAUCGAAGUUUCGUCCCUAUCGAUCAGUUUAUGAUCGAACUAAGAUGUAUUGAUAACUGGUCAGCGAUCGAGUACUUUUUCGAUCGUUUGAAUACUGAGCAACAAGUUACAGAAGCUGUUUAUUUGAUCGAAGAAUUUGGUUUACGUUUUCAGAAAUUAGUGCUGAUGAAGUUGAACGAAUCUCAACGUUUAACUGUGCUCAUGGAUAGAGUUAUAUAUAUCAUAUGUAAUUACGCGUAUUCCGAAGAUAACGAAGAAGAUGCCAUUGCAACGUGGUACGAAGUUCGAAAUUUAAUUACUCGAGAUCAAUUCGUUGGCUUAUUCAGCGAGCUGUUGUUCGACGAUACCAAAGACUCGAUUUUAACUGAAAUUUGGAACACUGCUCGUGAUGAUUUCAAACAACAUAUAUUAAAUUACGGCAAUUAUGAUUUCAUCAAAGAAGUAUUAGAGUGGCUGACAAACUACAACGAAUCAGAUCUCACUUUCCUAUCAGCGGUGUUGUCGGAUCGCGCUUGUGAAGAUAUCAAACGAGAAAUUACGAAGAAACCGUUCUUCAUUAAAAGUUGCCUACGAUUAUGUUGCAAGAACUCGAAAUCGCUUGACAGACUGUUGAACUUAUGCUUUUUCAAUGCUGCAGCAUCGGCCGACUUCAAAAAAUCUCUCCUCGAAAGCCCUUAUUUCAACGUACGCUGUAAAACGUUGAUAACCAAUCAUCGCAUUCGAACGCUCGCUAAAUUAUUGGAUUUCGGCUUCUCAAUUACCGAUCCUUCAUCGACGCAAUUUCUGCGUAAAAUGUUGUCCGAAAAUAUGAAGCUGCUCAAUGACCAGUGUUUGACGUACUAUUCUACCGGAAAUUUGAAAAACUUGAAUGAUUUACUGGCUCCACUCGUGUCAUCGUAUCCAGAAAUCGUUUCCGAUUACAAAAAGAAUUUACUCUUGUCUGAUGAAGGUUUGCGAGUGUGCGUAAGUCAUUUUGGUUCGAAGAAAUGUAUCCUGCCGAAAAUUAUUACCGAUAGUUUACCGACCGAUUUAGCAGCAGAAUUUAAAAGCAAAAUCAUUUUUUCACUAGAGGCCGUCGGUAAAUUGAAGAAUAUGAUGGUCAACAAACAAUUGAAUGCGGCUAAGAAAUUAAUAGACUGGUAUCUCGAAUCGAAAAGGGCUAGGAAAAAGUUAAGGAAUCAAUUGUUGAUGGUGUAAGGGAAACGAAACGUCGUAUUAUUUAUUCUCAAACAUUAUGAAUGUUUUUUUGAGUUCCUAUCGCGAGUAUUUUUAUUUUUGAGAAACUGGUGUGUAUCGAAUUUUGUUACUUAUACGUAUUAGUUUGUAAUUAUUUUUUGUUUUUAAGUUCAUUUUACCUAUUAAAGUUUUUCGAAGUUUUA
Planococcus citri (citrus mealybug) is the source of this 2218-nucleotide messenger RNA. RefSeq lists its product as uncharacterized. The record is from RefSeq and is a predicted model, not a curated record. The transcript is spliced from 2 exons. Lineage: Eukaryota; Metazoa; Arthropoda; Insecta; Hemiptera; Pseudococcidae. The coding region runs from base 177 to 2036 and encodes 619 amino acids.